AGUCACGGUUGUAAAGUCUGACCCAAAAAAGAAAAAAAAUCCGAUAGAGAUUAGAUUAGAAAGAAUAUCAUAAAUUUGGUUAAAUAUGGGGGAGGUGGGGGCAUAUUAGUAAUUCCACACUUCAUUGUAUUCCCUCUACAAAAUGCUUCAAGAAGGUGGCCACAUUCAUUAAUAUUAUCAACAAGCUGCUUUCAGUUACAAAAAAAAAAAAUCAUCAUAAAGAACUUCUGCUGCCCCUUCAACUACAACGCAAAGCAGCCAAGAGUGCUUCUCUGUUCCGCUUUUACUCCUUGUGCCAUGGGCUUAGGAGGCCAGGAAACGUCGUCGUUUGUGAGUGAUUUUCUGGAAAAGUGUGGUGGCUAUGCUGUUCUUGACGGUGGGUUUGCCACUGAGCUUGAACGACAUGGAGCUGACCUCAACGACCCUCUCUGGAGCGCCAAAUGCCUUAUCAGUUCUCCUCACCUUGUCAGAAGGGUACACUUGGACUACCUUGAUGCUGGUGCAAACGUCAUAAUAACCGCGUCUUAUCAGGCCACCAUUCAGGGUUUUGAGGCCAAAGGUUUCUCUAAAGAAGAAGCCAAAGCCUUGAUCAGGAAAAGUGUAGAAAUUGCAAUUGAGGCAAGGGAAAUUUAUUAUGACAAAUUGCAAUCAAGACGUCCAGUUCUAGUUGCAGCAUCUGUGGGCAGCUAUGGGGCAUACUUGGCUGAUGGCUCUGAGUACAGUGGAAACUACGGUGAUGCAGUUACCGUAGAGACGUUGAAGGAUUUCCACAGGGAAAGGGUACAGAUUCUGGCCAACUCCGGUGCUGAUCUUAUCGCAUUUGAGACAACCCCGAAUAAGAUAGAAGCAAAGGCAUAUGCUGAGUUGCUUGAGGAAGAAGGAAUAGACAUUCCAGCCUGGUUUUCCUUCACUUCUAAGGAUGGAAUCAAUGUGGUCAGUGGCGAUUCGAUCUCAGAGUGCACCUCUAUUGCAGAUUCAUGCAAGCAAGUUGUUGCUGUUGGAAUCAACUGCACACCUCCUAGAUUCAUCCAUGGACUGGUUUCAUCGAUUAGGAAGGUUACAAGCAAACCAAUAGUCAUAUACCCCAACAGUGGUGAGACUUAUGAUGGUCUGACCAAGCAAUGGGUGCAAUCAAGCGGGGAGGUCGAUGAAGAGUUUGCAGACAUAGUGAUAGGCAAGUGGCGUGAGGCCGGGGCUUCUCUAUUCGGAGGCUGCUGCAGGACAACUCCAAAUACCAUAAGGGCCAUAUCUAGAGUUCUCUCCAACCAGAAGUCUUCUGCAAUUAACGAGGAUGCUUAAAUGAGUUCCAAAACUGAGAUGUAAAUAUUUCUCUAAUCCGCUAAGAAUAAAAGCUUUAUAUCCCUUCCUUUCCUUGUUUUGUAACUCAGAGGAAGUAGUGAAAAUGUCACCGUGGUAAAAGUGUUAAUUUCAAGAGUAAAAUUUUCUGGCACUUUUUGAGGUUUA
Messenger RNA from Prunus dulcis (almond), 1464 nucleotides. RefSeq names its product homocysteine S-methyltransferase 3-like. The record is from RefSeq and is a predicted model, not a curated record. Bases 298 to 1299 code for a protein of 333 amino acids. Gene Ontology annotation, molecular function: S-adenosylmethionine-homocysteine S-methyltransferase activity; zinc ion binding. NCBI's taxonomy places the organism in Eukaryota, Viridiplantae, Streptophyta, Magnoliopsida, Rosales, Rosaceae. Gene Ontology annotation, biological process: S-methylmethionine cycle. The transcript is spliced from 7 exons.